This is a messenger RNA of Cicer arietinum (chickpea), 1203 nucleotides long. The record is from RefSeq and is a predicted model, not a curated record. Lineage: Eukaryota; Viridiplantae; Streptophyta; Magnoliopsida; Fabales; Fabaceae.
AAAGAUUAUUAUUAUAGCGGUACAGAUUAUUUUAAAAAUGUAUUGAUUUUAAUUUACAGUAAGUCUUGAGGCGGCUGAGGAGUGUAUAGACCAUAGACCAGUUUUUGUUUUUGCACCAACACAUCACAACACAACACCUAUUUGCAUAUCUAUGGCCAAGAAACCUGUGAAAUAUUACGUGGUUGACGCGUUCACCGAUUCAGCUUUCAAAGGGAACCCAGCAGCAGUGUGUUUACUUGAAGAAGAUAAAAAUGAUUAUUGGUUUCAAUCUGUUGCUGCUGAAUUCAAUAUCUCUGAAACCUGUUAUUUGACUUCCAUUCAUGGAACCUCUAUUCCACGUUUUGGUCUCAGAUGGUUUACUCCUGUUUCUGAGGUUAAUCUUUGUGGCCAUGCCACAUUAGCAGCUGCACAAACCCUCUUCUCAACUGGUUUGGUGGACAACAAUGUUAUUGAAUUUGUGACACUAUCUGGAAUAUUAACUGCUAAAAAGAUCCCAGCUUCCAAUGUCACUAGUGCCCAAAAUGAUGAAGCUAAGGAUACAUUUUACAUUGAAUUGGAUUUUCCUGCUGACCCUAUUGCAGAAUCCAACUCUGAUGACACUUCACUCAUUUCUGAGGCAUUGAAUGGUGCUUCCAUAAUUGAUAUAAAGAGGACAAAAAAUGGAGAUGAUUUACUUGUUGUUGUCUCAUCUGGAAAAAAUGUCACAGAAGUAGAACCACAACUUGAUGUAAUUGGUAAAAUAGCUGGAAGGGGGGUAAUUGUUACAGGGAUUGCUCCUUCAGAGUCAGGAUUUGACUUCUACAGUAGAUAUUUCUGCCCAAAAUUUGGAAUCAAUGAGGAUCCUGUUUGUGGGAGUGCACAUUGUUCCUUGGCAACCUAUUGGAGCAAGAAGUUAGGAAAAUGUGAUUUAAAUGCUUAUCAGGCAUCAGCAAGAGGUGGAGCUAUCAAUAUUCAUCUUGAUGAACAGAAACAAAGAGUGUUUUUGCGUGGAAAGGCCAUUACAGUGAUGGAAGGGUGUAUUCUGGUCUAGUCCUACUCCUAACAUUUCAAUUAAAAUAAAUGAAAUCAAAAGUUGUUCAUUGUAGUCCAUACUAAAAAAUCAUAAAAAAUUUGAAAGACAACAUAGUACUCUUCAAAAGUAAAAGUUUGUAACUUUCUUUAUCUUUAUGAAUAAAAUUGUGAUCAAAUAAUAUCAAUUUAGUA